AAAAAAUCAAUUGCGGCCGCCAUGAUUUCAAUAAUACCAUUCAUUUUGAUUCACACUUUGUUUUAUGUUGGAUAUUCUGAUGAUCAACCACUUACCACUACACUUCCACAAUCACCAACAUUAUUCCUCCCACCUUUUCACAUAUACCAUCAAAUAUCCAAACCAUAUUCUUCAUAUGAACCUCUCGAAGAAAGUAAGAGAAGAUCUCCACCACCAAGGAGAAGAUCUCCACCACCACCACCUAGGAGAAGAUCCCCCCCACCACCACCACCAAGAAUAAGAUCUCCACCACCACCACCACCUAGGAUAAGAUCUCCACCACCACCACCACCUAGAAUAAGAUCUCCACCACCACCACCACCUAGGAUAAGAUCUCCACCACCUCCACCUCCAUCACCACCACCACCUCCUCCAUCACCACCACCACCACCACCUUCUCCAUCACCAUCACCACCUCCUCCAUCACCACCUCCACCACCACCACCUCUUUCAUUUGACCAUUUCGUGUUAUCACAGACAUGGCCACCAACAUAUUGCAAGAUUAAAAAUAACAAAUGUGUCUCUCCAGAGCCACUAAAGUUUGUCAUUCACGGGUUGUGGCCAAGUAAAAAAGACACUCUGAUACAAGAUUGCGAUGAAAAAAUUAUAGAUGUUAAUGACCUUGAGCCACUAAUGGAAGAACUUAAUGAAGAUUGGCCAGCAUUAUUUGAAAAUGAUAACCAAACAGAAGCGAACAUUCAACUAUGGGUUGACCAGUGGAAUGGUCACGGGACUUGUUCGGUUGAGUUGUUCGAAUUUGUUCCUUACUUUGAAGAGACAUUAAAUGUUUACCAUCGAAAUAGUAUAAAAGACAUCCUUAUAGAGAAUGAUAUUAAUCCGGGCGGAACGUUUCCUAAAGAAAUUAUUCUCAAUGCAAUACACACACAUAUUUUAUUUAUGCCACAACUUCGAUGCAAGCGGAUUAAUGAUACAGAUUAUUUAUUUGAAAUAAGACUUUGCUUGACAGCGAGUGUUGAACUAGAGUAUAAAGAUUGUGAUACUCCUUAUAGUGGUUGUCACAAUGAGGAUGUGUAUUUUUAAUAAAUUAUAAUGUUAUUUUAUGGUCAUGAUGUCUAAGCUUUUGAAGUUCAAAGGAUGCUACUAAAGCUUCAUGGGAGUGUGAAGUUUGUCUCUUAUUUUAGUUUUCUACUAUGUAAUUUUUUUCUUUUUUUCCCGUGUUUUUAUUUUGUUGGAUGUUGUUGUUGUUUUAGUUCUAAACACCUUGUUGAUUACUUUUGUGUCUCCUUGGUCUUGCUUGUACUCUUUCAAUUUUCCUCUUUC
This is a messenger RNA of Lathyrus oleraceus (garden pea), 1320 nucleotides long. Its product is annotated as ribonuclease S-2. Gene Ontology annotation, cellular component: extracellular region. Gene Ontology annotation, biological process: RNA catabolic process. The transcript is spliced from 2 exons. The record is from RefSeq and is a predicted model, not a curated record. NCBI's taxonomy places the organism in Eukaryota, Viridiplantae, Streptophyta, Magnoliopsida, Fabales, Fabaceae. The coding region runs from base 22 to 1080 and encodes 352 amino acids. Gene Ontology annotation, molecular function: ribonuclease T2 activity; RNA binding.